CGGGACAAAGCUUUGAGCGCGAGCUGUCGGGCCCCCGAGCCACUCGGGCCAGAGCUGGCGGCGGAGGCGGUUUAGGUAGCCUAGUGGCUGAAUGGUGCAAUAAAAAUGGACCCAAUACCAAAAUGUGACGAAGGAAAACAAACCCACAGUGCAACCUUGGAUGUGGAAACCGAAAAGUCACCCAAGAAGUAUGGAACUGAGACUGCAAAAACAAACAAUGAAGAAGCUAGCUGCAUUGCCAACCAAGAUGUAAUUCCAGAAACAGAGAAUAAAGUCAAAGAGAACACCGAAGUACAAGUAAUUAUGGCAAGGAAACCACCCGGUUCAGUUGUUCAAACAGAAGCUAGCUGCUUUGCCAACCAAGACGUAAUUCCAGAAACAGAGAAUAAAGUCAAAGAGAGCACCGAAGUACAAGUAAUUAUGGCAAAGAAACCACCCGGUUCAUUUGUUCAAACAGGACUGGCCACUUCAGUGAAGUCCAAGAAUCCUAUGUCUGAAAGUUGGUCCUUAAGUGAGCAGAAGUACAGGGGCGCUUACCACCCAAAAAUGUAUGCACCAAAGAAAAGCAACGACAGUGAGCAGAGGAGAACCACCCCUAGAAUGACAAAAGAGUUCUUGCGAAAACUUUGCAGAGAACAUCAACUGUUUAUGACACCAUCGCUGAAUGAUAACCUUUACUUACACUAUAAAGGUUUUGAGUAUAUCGAGAAUCUAGAAGAGUAUACAGGGUUACGGUGCUUGUGGUUGGAGUGUAAUGGAAUACGGAAAAUAAGUAAUUUGGAUGCUCAAAUUGAAUUGCGUUGCCUUUACCUGCAGUUAAAUUUAAUUCAAAAGAUUGAGAACCUUGGUCACCUAAAAAGAUUGGAUUCACUGAAUCUCAGCAACAAUAUCAUCAAAACCAUUGAAAAUCUGUCUUGCCUUCCAGCUCUAAAUUCAUUGCAGAUUGCUCAUAAUGAUAUUGAAACCAUAGAAGACAUUCAACACCUCAAGGAAUGUCAUAGCAUUAGUGUUCUUGACCUUUCGUACAACAAGCUGAGUGAUCCUAACAUCUUAUCCGUCCUGGCAUCCAUGCCAGAUCUGCGGGUACUGAAUCUCAUGGGAAAUUCUGUGGUGAAGAAAAUUACUAAUUAUAGAAGAACCGUUACCAUCUGCUUAAAAGAGCUUACAUACCUCGAUGAUAGACCCAUCUUCCCCAAAGACAGAGCCUGUGCAGAAGCCUGGGCUAGAGGGGGCUAUCAGGCUGAAAAGGAAGAAAAACUGAAAUGGGAAACGAAAGAAAAGAGGAAGAUCGAGGAGAGCGUUCAAGCUUUAGCUUCAAUAAAGCAAAAAGCUGAAGAAAGGAAAAAAAAAUUGAGAGAGCAAGAGAUGCUACUGAAAAUGAGUGGGAAAGGCAGCAGGGUAGAAAUGGAAACCCUUUUAAAGGAUAUGCAGGGAUUUUCUUGGAACACCAAGGGUACCUAUGUUGAAGACACCUAUGCAAGUACAAGUGAGGAAACAAUGACAUUGCUUGAUGUUACUGAAGAAAAUCAGAAAGAAAUAGAAGAAAUUGAUUUGCCAAUGAAAACAGGAGCAGAGAAGAUGGUUUCAGAUGACACAAUGCUUAUUACCGAAAUAGAUGAAGCUGAAGACUUGGAAAUUCUUACGUGGGAGACAGAGGAUAAGUUGUUCAUCGAUGACCUACCCGAUUUGGAAGAUAUCGAUGAUAAAGAAGUAUCAACAAAGGAAGGUGCCAGCGCACAAAAACCCAAGAUUGAAGUGAUUGCAGAAGCAAGUAAUGCCUCUGAACUUCAAACAGAGGAAAAGGCUAAAGCAUCAACCCAAAAAGGAGUGAAAAAAGAAACGACAGAUUUCCUGUCAAGUGUAUUUGCCCUGUUCAAGGGCAGUUCACAGAAGGCAGUAGGAGGUGUAGCAGAAAAACCGGAAGCAAAGCCAAAAAAAAAUUGGAAAACGAGAAUUAGGCAAGUAAAGUUUUCAAAGCCAAUAAUUCAAGAAAUCAGUGACAACAAACCGGAAGAAGACAACAAACCAACCUCUUCAAAAGCAAAGGCAGAGAAGGAUGUGGAAGCAAAAAGUGAUAAGCAAAACAAAUAAGUUGCAGUUUUAGAAGCCAGAAGACUCCGUCUGAUAUGGAAUCAAGAAAAUAGGAUUUCAGCUAAAUUAAGAAACAGAAGCAGAAUCGUCGUCGGUUAUCAUACCUCUACUGACCAGCCAAAUUGUCAACUCCUACUCUACCCGUGUGUUACCUUAAACUGGCUUCCAAUUCAGCCUUAAUAAAAACUGCUCAGUUCA
Molecule: messenger RNA, 2289 nt
Organism: Tachyglossus aculeatus (Australian echidna)
Lineage: Eukaryota; Metazoa; Chordata; Mammalia; Monotremata; Tachyglossidae
Gene: DNAAF1
Product: dynein axonemal assembly factor 1
Exons: 15
Coding region: 106-2091 (661 amino acids)
Biological process (GO): cilium assembly
Cellular component (GO): axoneme
Molecular function (GO): dynein complex binding; protein binding
Source: RefSeq, a predicted model, not a curated record